Messenger RNA from Rhizopus microsporus ATCC 52813, 464 nucleotides. RefSeq lists its product as uncharacterized. Bases 63 to 269 code for a protein of 68 amino acids. The transcript has a single exon. Lineage: Eukaryota; Fungi; Mucoromycota; Mucoromycetes; Mucorales; Rhizopodaceae. The record is from RefSeq and is a predicted model, not a curated record.
CAAGCGGUGACGCAACAAGACAAAAAAAAAAUGAAAUUUAUCCUUUUCACGUCUUGUUAAUCAUGGCACAGCAGGCUCCCGAGUUCCUGAGCAAGUUCAUUCAAGAGAGGACAAAACCAAACUUUACCCAGUUCAUCAACAAUCACAUUCAGGAUGUCAAGACUGCAUCUGUGAUUGUUGCUCGCAAAUCUCCCGAGCAAUUGUAUGAAUUUUGGAGUGGUUUGUUUAAGUUUGAAAUAGAAAAGCAGAUGAAGAAUUCCCAAAGGUAAAAAUCAUACGUUUUUGUAAAUAUGAAAUCACUAUUACAUUUUUUUUUUUUCACUGCAGGAAAAUUUCAUACCAUGCCGACACAUGGAUUGAAGUGAAGAAGUCUGUGAGUGCUCUGGUAAGUCAAUAAGCAAAGCGAUGCAUUGUUUUCUAAUUUUAUUAUUGUUCAUUUCAGUUUCGUGCUCGUCUUCGUUAUC